Molecule: messenger RNA, 1835 nt
Organism: Triplophysa rosa
Lineage: Eukaryota; Metazoa; Chordata; Actinopteri; Cypriniformes; Nemacheilidae
Gene: pex7
Product: peroxisomal biogenesis factor 7
Exons: 9
Coding region: 268-1134 (288 amino acids)
Biological process (GO): protein import into peroxisome matrix
Cellular component (GO): peroxisomal matrix; cytosol
Molecular function (GO): protein binding
Source: RefSeq, a predicted model, not a curated record
UGCCAAAACACGGAAGUAAACGGCUACACAAGACAAGUACAAGUACAAACUCCAAGUGACACACACGUGUUUUAUGCGAAGUUUGUUUACCUUAAAAACGCAUUUCUUGUUUGCCCCUUGAAUAGCUCCGAUCGGUGGGAACGUUUUAACAUCUCCUUGUUGUCGAUAAGUGCGCUGUACCACGAAGAAACAAGCGAGAAAAAUAAUCGUGACAAAAUGAUGUGAACGACCUAAAAGACUUUACCACACAUCAAGAGAUUAGUGAGUAUGAAGUCCUUCAGAUCUCCAGGGCGUCAUGGAUAUGCGGUGGAUGUUUCACCUUUUCUGCCUUCUACAGUCGCGUGCGCUUCAUCUCAGUAUUAUGGAAUAGCAGGAUGUGGGACACUUCUUGUGCUGGAGCAGAGUGAGGAAAAUAUUUCAGUUGUGAGGAGCUUUGACUGGAAUGAUGGGCUCUUCGAUGUGACGUGGAGUGAGAACAAUGAACAUGUUUUGGUAACGGGAGGAGGUGAUGGAUCUUUGCAGAUCUGGGACACGGCCAAUCCUCAAGGUCUUCUGCAGGUGCUGAAAGGUCACACACAAGAGGUGUAUGCGGUAGAUUGGAGUCAGACGCGGGGGGAGAAUCUAGUGGUGUCAGGAUCAUGGGACCAUACAGCCAAAGUGUGGGAUCCUGAACAAUGUCAGGUAGUUGUGUCCCUCCAGGGUCAUGAAGGCGUCAUCUACAGCACCGUCUGGUCUCCUCAUAUGCCAGCAUGCUUUGCUUCAGCCUCAGGGGAUGGGACCCUGCGAGUUUGGGAUGUGAAGGCAGGAGGGUGCAGGCUGGCCAUUCCUGCGCACAAGGCCGAAAUACUGAGCUGUGAUUGGUGCAAAUAUGACCAGAAUGUUCUAGUCACCGGAGCCGUAGACUGCAGUCUUCGUGUAUGGGACCUGCGAAACGUCCGGCAUCCUUUGGCUGAGAUGAUAAGCCAUUCUUACGCCAUCCGCAGAGUAAAGUUCUUCCCAUUUUACCAGACCGUUUUGGCAUCCUGCUCAUAUGAUUUCACAGUCAGGAUGGAGUGUGCCACACUGUGUAGUUUUACUGGAUCAAUUACCAUGCUGUCUCUUUCCUGCGGGUGUUCCCUUCCUUCACAAAGAUGAUUAUAAAGAUCUGACAUCUGCUUACAGUCCUACACUGAGCUCUUGAAGAAGUACAAGAAUAUUGUAAUUUUCUUUCUGAAAUGAUACAUCAUCCAUCAAAAAAACUCUCAUACUGUGGGACUUCUCAUUUCUAAAGACCUUCUCUAUAAUCUUUUGGCUGUCCUAUCGAAAUUUACUCAACCAUAUUAUAUGCCGAGGAUGUUUCCAAGUGACAUUUUAGAUGACAGUAUUCAUAUUUCUAAAUUGUAGUGUUUUUCUCUCGAUGAAUGGUCAAGUCUGCAGUGCUGGCGAGAUGACAAUAAACGCUGCUCUUUGCUAUUAAAUACGGUUGUAAAACCCAUUGAUCUCAUUUUAGGGUAGAGCAGUUUAUAACCGUUGCGGAGGGUAUUUCAUUCAUUUAGCGCGUGGUUGUGUUUUUAUCGAGCGUGGAGCUCAUUUUUGCAUAUAUGAGAGUCAGAUAAUCAGAAGUCACUGUAGCAAGGCAAACGUCACUGCUUUUCAGCAACAGAGAUCUCGUCUUUGAUACUAAACCAUUCUUGAUGGCUUUAUUCUUUUGGAACUGCCUGGCCUAGUUGAUAAAACUGGUUGAAAAAAACAUUGAUUUUCUUCUUAGAUUUAAUGCAAAUUCGCUCUCUUAAUCUCAGAAACCGUUAAUAGGAAUUAAAUCUGACACGGCACUGCAGAUUUAGAACGCUUGUAGA